UUGAUUUGUGUUGUAUCAGGUGAGCUUAUCAUGGGUGUUGCCUUGUGAAAUGGGCUCUGUCCUGGUACUAGGUUGGAAUGAGUAUAGAUCAUGUUGUAGAGGGAUUAAAUCUACUAUCUACAUGUUCCGUUGAUGAUAUUCUGUUUGCGUUCUACUGGACAUAGUUAUAGUCUUCCUUCGUGGCAUCCAUUUGGAUGGUAUGAGGAGAACACUGUUGCAGAGGACAGACAAUCUAAAGGAAUAUAAGAAUAUGAAGAUGUGAUAAAUUGGAUCAAAAUUAAAGAUGAACUAUGGAUUACAUCUAUCAAAACAUUUUUAUUAACUGGAUAAAGCCAAUGCCUACUGGAUAUCUCCCCAUACGCUAUGUGAGCCAAUUUUAAGGAACUGCUGAACAUUACAUUGGAACUAUACUCAAAAUGAUGAAAGACAGUCAUUCCAAAAGAUGGCCAGCCCCAAACCAAUAUCUUUCUGGAACUUACAUGAUUAUGUACGAUUCAGAAAUUGGAGGACCCCCAGAUCAAGGUGCUGGUUCAGGAGGGGUGGGGCGCAGAAGUUCAAGGAGUAGGAGGAGAGAACACCAUGAACCAGAAACAAGAUAUAGAUCAGAUAUUCGGGAGGAGGCGGUGAAAGCAGCCCUUGCCAAACACAAUGACCUUCAGAUGCCCCUACCUUCCAAAAGGCAUUCGCUGCAUGCCAACGUUGUUCCCAUAGAAACACCACCAGAAUCAGAGACAGACGAUGAUGACUCCAUCUCCUCGUCCUCCUCUCAUCACACACAUGACAUUGGGGCGGGGUCUUCAAGCUUCCAUUAUGUGGGUAGUGGUGAACCUGGUCUUAAUCCACAUUACCAUAGACUGCAGCCAGCCAAUGGACAUGUUAGUGGUGGACGAGGGGCUGUGUCCGGUACGAGGGGUCUUGACAUCGCAAGCAGCUGGUCUGGUGGCGCUGUGCAGCCGCCUCCUGACGUGACAGCAAGCUCGGGCCACAUCGCGUACGUUCAGGGAACAAGCAAGCACGCAGACGAUUCAGGGUCGAUGGUGAACAGUAAGGUGUCUGCCAAGAUUCAGCAGCUUCUAAACACACUGAAGAGACCUAAGAGAAAACCACUACAAGAAUUCUUCCAAGAUGAAGAAGAAGAAUUAGAAGCUGCAAGCGAAAUGGACCCCAACGCACCCCAGCCUGAGGGUAAUACAAUCACACCUGCCAUCGGAGAACAGCUAAAUGUACCGACAGGCUUACCCAGGAAUUUAGAGGCGGCGGUCCAGAGAUACGGCACUGCAACCCCCAAGGUUCCUGUCAUCUCAUCACUAGAUGCCAAUGGCAAAAUACAUUUCCAGCUCACAUAUGGAAAACUUCUCAGCCGAGCAAACAAAAUUGCUUAUUUCUUGCUGAAUAAACUAGGCGGAAAAGAACCCAUACUGAAAUCAGGGGACAGAGUGGCGCUUGUAUAUCCCAACUCGGACCCAGCAGCAUACGUUUGUGCAUUUUAUGGCUGUCUCUUUGCAGGGAUCGUACCAGUUGCAAUAGAUGUACCAGUCACUAAAAAGGAUGCUGGUAGUCAACAGAUUGGUUUCCUACUAGGAGGUUGUGGCAUCUCUGUUGCCUUGACAACCAGUGCCUGUCUCAAGGAGCUACCAAAGACACAAUCAGGGGAGGUGUCCAGAUUCAAAGGUUGGCCGAAGCUUGCGUGGCACGUAACAGAACACCUCUCAAAACCUCCCAAGGAUUGGCAGAUCCCACCCCGCCCUGCAGACGAUAUGGCUGCAUAUAUUGAGUACACAACGGACAACGAGGGCAGCGUGAUGGGUGUGACGAUUCCUAGACGGUCGAUGGUUUAUCACUGUCGGACGUUGACUGUUGCUUGUAGCUAUGGGGAAGGAGAGACCAUGGUGAACGUCCUGGAUUUCAAAAGAGAUGUAGGAUUAUGGCAUAGUGUACAAGCUAGUGUCUUCAAUGGGAUGCAAGUAUAUUUUGUUCCUUACUCACUCAUGAAAGUAAAUCCAGCAUCAUGGAUGCACAUUGUAACCAAGUACAAAGCCACCCUUGCCAUUGUGAAAUCAAGAGACAUGCACUGGGGUCUGAUGGCCCAGAAAGAACACAAAGGAAUCAACCUGAACUCAUUAAGAAUGCUUCUGGUUGCUGAUGGAGCUAACCCUUGGUCCCUGUCAUCAUGCGAUGCAUUCUUGAGUACUUUCCAGAGUAAAGGUCUCAAACCUGAAGUGUUAUGUCCAUGUGCUUGUGCUGCAGAGGCUCUCACUGUCUCAAUACGAAGUGGUAAAUUUUGGCCUGGUAAGACCGGUAUGACGGCAUCAGGUCGAGGGGUGUUAUCGAUGGCUGGUCUGUCGUACGGUGUUGUCAGGGUGGAUACAGAUGACAAACUCACAUCAUUAACGCUGCAGGAUGUUGGAGUAGUCAUGCCAGGAGCUGCUAUGGUUGUAGUGAAGAUUGAUGGUCCACCAGUCCUGUGUAAGACGGAUGAGAUUGGAGAACUUUGUGUCUCAUCAGAAUCGGUUGGAGGAUCAUUCUGGGGUCUGAAGGGAAAGACUAAUGCUACGUUUAAUGUGACAGCAUUAACGGACUAUGAGCAGCCAAUCAGCGAUCAGCACUUUGUUAGGACCGGACUGCUUGGUUUCCUUGGACCAGGUGGACUAGUGUUUGUUUGUGGUAAGGUAGAUGGCUUGAUGAUCAUCAGUGGUAGAAGGCAUAACAUGGAUGACAUCAUAGCUACUGUACUGGCUGUUGAACCACUCAAAUUCAUCUACAGAGGGAGAAUUGCAGUGUUCUCGAUAAAGGUCCUAAAGGAUGAUAGGAUAAUCAUCAUUGCAGAACAAAGACCAGAAGCAUCAGAAGAAGAGUGUUUCCAAUGGAUGAGUAGAGUACUACAGGCUGUGGACAGCAUUCAUCAAGUUGGAGUGUACUGUCUGGCCUUAGUUCCUCCAAACUCACUCCCCAAGACUCCUCUUGGAGGAAUCCACCUGUCAGAGACCAAACAGAGAUUCAUCAAUGGAACACUUCAUCCUACCAAUGUACUCAUGUGCCCUCAUACGUGUGUGACCAACCUUCCUAAGCCAAGGAUAAAACCUACAGAUGUUGGUCCUGCAUCAGUGAUGAUGGGUAACCUGGUAGCAGGAUCAAGAAUAGCAGGAGCAUCAGGAAGAGAGAUUGGAACAUGGGAUGAAGAUACAGAAACAUCAAGAAAGAAUCAGUUCUUAGCCGAAGUGUUACAGUGGAGAGCGCAGAGUACACCAGACCAUGUUCUCUUCUCACUCCUAAAUAACAAGGGUCAGGUUGGCAUGACACUGAACUGUAGCCAACUUCACAAGCGAGCUGAGAGAGUGGCAUUGCUGCUUCAGGAGAAGGGUCGGGUUAACUCUGGUGACCAUGUAGCUCUUAUCUAUCCUCCUGGUCUGGAUCUCAUUGUAGCCUUCUAUGGAUGUCUUUAUGUUGGUGCUGUUCCAGUGACUGUACGUCCUCCCCAUGCUCAGAGCCUUGUAACGACGUUGCCUACCGUUCGUAUGGUGGUUGAGGUCAGCAAGUCGGUGGUUGUUCUCUCAACAGCAACCAUCAUUAAACUUCUCAAAUCAAAGGAGGCAAUGGGAACAGUAGAUAUCAAGACAUGGCCCCCUCUCCUGGACACCGAUGACCUUCCGAAGAAGAAGCUAUCGGGUAUCUAUCGAGCCCCUACCCCUGAGAUGUUAUGCUUCCUAGACUUCAGUGUCUCAACUACAGGCAUGCUUGCUGGGGUCAAGAUGUCUCAUGCAGCAGCGAGUGCAGUCUGCCGAGCCCAGAAGCUUGCCUGUGAACUCUACCCUUCUAGGGUGGUAUGUCUUUGUCUGGAUCCUUACUGUGGACUAGGAUUUGUCCUUUGGGUACUCAGCAGUGUGUACUCUGGUCAUCAAUCAAUCCUGAUUCCUCCAACUGAAAUAGAGACCAACCCAGCACUCUGGUUGACAGCUCUCAGUCAACAUAAAGUUCGUGACACUUUCUGCUCCUACUCCGUCAUGGAGAUCUGUACUAAAGGACUCGGUCAGAGUGUCUCUACCCUCAAGACUCGAGGCAUCUUAUUGUCAGCUGUAAGGUACUGUGUGGUAGUGGCUGAAGAGAGGCCCAGAGUAGCUCUUACAAACUCCUUCUCCAAGCUAUUCUCCAGCCUUGGUUUAUCACCUAGAGCCGUCAGUACGUCCUUUGGCUGCAGGGUCAAUAUGGCUAUUGCAUUACAGGGUGCAUCAAGUCCAGACCCUACCACCGUCUACGUUGAUACGAGAGCUCUGAGGAAUGACAGGGUUACCAUUGUAGAGAAAGGAAGCCCUCACAGUCUCUGUGUCAUGGAAUCGGGCAAGAUCUUACCUGGAGUGAAGGUUGUCAUAGCCCAUCCUGAGACCAUGGGCCAGUGUGCAGACUCUCACCUCGGAGAGAUCUGGGUCUCAUCACCGCACAACUCAUGUGGAUACUUCACUAUCUAUGGAGAUGAAUCCCUUCAUAAUGAUCACUUCACUGCUCAACUAAGGACCGGUGAGACGCAUGGCACGUUUGCCAGGACAGGUUAUCUUGGUUUCCUCAAGAGGACUGAUCUAACGCAAGCGGAUGGGGAUCGUCACGAUGCUCUGUUUGUUGUUGGGUCAUUGGAUGAGACAUUGAUGAUGAGAGGAAUGAGGUACCAUCCUAUAGACAUUGAAAACACUGUACUAAGAUGUCAUAAGAAUGUGUGUGAAUGUGCUGUCUUCACAUGGACCAACUUAUUGGUGGUGGUCGUGGAGCUGGAUGGGAAGGAAUCAGAAGCCCUUGACCUUGUCCCCUUGGUCACCAACGCUGUCCUGGAGGAGCAUUACCUGAUCGUUGGUGUGGUGGUGAUGGUAGACCCUGCUGUCAUCCCUAUUAACUCAAGGGGUGAGAAACAACGUAUGCAUCUCAGGGAUGGAUUCCUCGCUGAUCAACUUGAUCCCAUCUAUGUGGCCUACAACAUGUAGAGGCAACACGUCCUGCGUUGCCUGCCUCGUAUGGUAGCAACCUUAGGAGAAUGGUGGGUACACUCUGUGGUGUGGCACAGGAUUGGUCUGUGAGUAAGGUUGAUCUGUGUAAGGAAGACCCUUACAAGCUAUCUGACAAUCACAGUAAUCUGUAGUAGUUGCUAUCUGUUAAGAUCUAUAUGUAGGUGAGCAUCUAUUGUCAUUACCCAUCGGUUACAAGUCUUUGUUGGAACAUACAUAUACCAUGUAUGCCAACUGGAAUGAUUAAGGCUGAGUAUUCUCUUAGACCAUGUGACCUAUCAAGAUGAUAUAGUGUCAUGGAUGUCUAUUAUAUUGAAGGCUGUAAGACCCUUUCAUCGACCACCAAGAGCAAUACCAUAUUGCUUUAUGGAAAUGUUGUUUAAAUCUGAAGUUUGGCCGUAGUACCAAAAUAUAUUGUAUGUUUCAGUAGUGUAUCUGAAAUCAACUUGUAUUGUGUACUCUGUAGAUAUGAUUCUUGUUUAAAAUGAAUGUAGAUAUCAUGCAUUAUGUAAUGCUUUGAUGGGACUACUAGUUGAAUUAUAACCAAUGUAGAUUUCAUUGGAAGUUAUCAAGGUCAUGUUAUCAUCAGUUUGACAUCAUGAAUUCCAAUCAAUCAUAUUCAUUUAUGGACCUUAAGAGCUGGUGUUUACAUCAGGCUUCAUGUGGAAUUGCCAAGUGACAUCCUUGCAUGCGGCUGGACCGUGUUCUGUGCCGGCGGGUUGUGCCCCCAUUCUCUGUUGAAGAACUUGUAGCAUGUUGAGGCCGCAUGGAUGUGUUGCCUGCGACAUGUUACAGGAGCAUGGAUAAUUGAACAAGAAAUUAAUGGAAGAGGACGCGUAAGCCUCUUUUGCGCUAUCUUGCUAGAAUGAAAUAAGUACAGGAAGGACACUGCAAUUCUUUGGUCUACCACAGCCAAAUCAAUCUUGUGUACUUCAGCCUAUUUUGUUAUAGCAAGAAAUGCACAAUACACGAUGGAGCCUUAACUAUGUAGUUAACAAUACUCUGCUGCACAUCACUUUAUAUAUAAGGUUGUUGGUGGCUUUAUUGAGGUAUCGGUAAUGUAUUUCACAUUAAGUUUCAUUUGUGUAUAUUUGUACAUUAGCUGAUGAAUGUACUUGAAUAUGUAGAGAUAAUGAUCUUAUUUUCAGUAUGUGUACAUACUCACUGUAAGAAUCAGUUAGUUAAUAAUCUCUCUAUCUCUUACUUCUCUGUCCUCUUUCUGCCCUCUCUCUCUUAUUAUCUUUCUUAAUCUCUCUUUCUUGUCUACCCCCCCCCUCCCUUUCAUAUGGUAGUUUACUUAGACACAAAUUACUUCAUUCAACUAUCCUUUGUUUUUACAAUAAGAUAUUUCUUUGUUAGACAUGUGAGGUGGAGCUAUUCCAGUUGGUUAUGUAAUCAUUACCGAUGAUGAUUUUAAAAUGAAAGAAAUAUCUGUUUAACUUAUUACAUGGACCAUCUCUUCCUUGUUCUUCAAAAAAUGAGAAACAUGGUGAAUUGCUAAUUUAGGGGGGUUUUUUUGUUAAACUUUAUGACCUGUACAGAAACAAAGUUUGGAAGUUUCCACUUCUUGGACUUGGUUGCUAUUGAAUGUGAUAUUUUUGUAUAAUUUUACAAUCACAUGGUAAAUUUUGUACAAAAAUCAAUGAUUGGCAAUGAAGAUUAUCGGAUGGUAUGCUUUUUUGUAACUCUUGUAUAACCUGUUGAAAUAUGUACAUUAUCUAUAUAUAUUGCAAUUAAGUCUAAUCCUGUAGAUUUACCGUUGAAAAGCAGUUUCAUUGUCUGAAGAAUUAUAUACCAUGUGGUGCGGUAGUUUCUUGUGCAAUUGUAGUUAGUACGAUCGGAAAAAGAAUUAUAAUUAUGAAAUAUAAGAUAUGGUAUGAAGUGUGUAGGUAUGGCCAUGUUCACAUUACUUAGACCCUGUUACAAAUCUUGGCUUGUAACCUUACUGUCUUAACUCAGUCAGUCUGGAUGUAUUGAUGUUCACUUUAAAAGCAGACUUGUUCACACUUGCUCAUUCAGUUUUUAUUGUGCCAUUUUGUCUAAGUAAUGUGAACAGUAUUUUCUCUGUAACUGAUGUUAUUUUAUCAUUAUUCUCAGAGCACCUCAUAUUAUUUUUAUGAUUUAUUCUUGAUCUAUUUUGCUUUAAUGAUAUGUGCCUUGAUUUGUUGCUUAGUAACUGUGUCGUUGCAGCUUGAUCAAUUGUUACAUUUUAAACGUGUAAGAAGCUCCCAAUUACUAUGUUAAACUAUGAAAGUAUUUAUAUAAUGAUCAUCACCCAUUCAUGUUGUAAGUGUUAGAGCACACUAAUUCAUGUCAAUAAGUAUUAAUACUACUGUAUUAAUACUACUAUGAAACAGUAUGGAUGUCUAUACUUUGAAAUCUUUUUAUAUGCCUCUUUAUAUUUGAAGUAUUUCAAAUUGUAAAAAUCUUCUUUUGAACAUCGUUAAGUGACCUAGAGGAAGUUUUAUACUAAGAUCUUUAAAUUACAUCAGACAUGAAGAUAAGAAUCACAGAUGGGUAUUAUCUAUUUCAAUUCUAGAAGUAUUAUCAUAUCAUUUGUCAUUUGUAUGCUAGCAAGUAAAAUAAUAUCUGCAUAUAUUUGUAUGCAGAGAUGAUUUUAUUUCAAGACCUUUCUCUCUGAUAACUGAUAUGUUUUCAUACAAUGCAUACAUUUUACAAUGAUUGAGUCUUACAUAAAUUUUGUAUUUAAAAAUGGACCCUGCUUUGAUGCUAUUACACAAAUCUUUCUUCAAUUUUAUGGAGUUGUGUAUAUUGCAACUGUUGCUUUCAGCACUAUAAUUGAAUGACACAGGAAAUAGUUUCUUUCCAUGAAAAUGACACCCCCCCCAAAAAAAAAAGAAUUUAUCAUUAUAUAAUGGGUUAUGAAAUUGCCUCAAACAUAAAUAUUUGUUAUAAAAUUUUGAGAUUAUUUAUUAAGUUCUUUGGCCAAUAAAAACAAAUAUAUUAUUUUUGAGGUUAAUGUGAAAUGUAUUUAUUUCUGUAUUUUAUUUGUUUUAUUGUGCUGUAUCAGGAGAAUCCAUUUUGAAAGUAACAUUGUCAAAGAACUUUGAGAUAUUUUAUAUUGCACCUUUGCUUGGAACAGCCCUGUUAAUUGAACUUGUAAUAUUUGAAGUAAACUUAAACUAGUUGUGUUAGUCGAAUUGGGGCAUGUAUUGUUCAGGUAGUGGUGAGCUUUCUUGUAAGCGCUAUUAUAACAUCUUGUGUAUAACAAUCCCCUGUUGUAGAUUAUCAUUAUUGCUACUGCCCAUAACUAGUUCAUUUGAAGUUUGCAAUUUGUAUAGUUGUAACCACCUAUUAUAUCCAUCGCUCCCUGUAUAUUUUCUGUGAAUAUUUUGUAUGAAAAUUGUCAUGUACUCUAGUAUUGUGUGUUUAUAAAUAUCUUGCAAUGACAUGUAAAGACAGACUAUUAUAUAUGAUCAUAUAUCUUUAUCUUCCACACGUUUGUAAAAUUGAGUAUAGUAGCAAGCAGAUUUUAUAUUAUUCACAUAGUUAUGUCCAAAUCUUGGUUAGAGGGCUUGAACUGUUGAUUUAUAUGGAGGACAUUGAUGUAAAAUUUGAAAAUAAUGUUGAGAAACUGGUUGUACUUUCUACCGAGAUGGAGGUGAGGAUUUUUUUUUAAAUAAAGAAGAUGCAUGCAUGAAUGUAGACAUGAAAGAUUAUUAAGUGAAUAUGUAAUUGCUUAUUUAUAUGAUGCCAAUAUGUAUUUUGCAGUGUAGAAGAAAAUGCAUUGUAUAAUGUGAUCAGCUAGUAUCAAGUAACAAUACUUGCAUAUUUUUAUUAUUUUGUGUUAUCCAAUGCCAAAAUCAUAGCAGGAUAUAUAUUGCCUUUAUUUUCUGUUAUAAUGUUCUUUCAUUUCAAGCUGUGUACUCUGAGAUGAAUGUAGUGUUUCGUAUUAUUGUUCUGCUGUUAUUUGUACGUAUAUAACAAAAAUGUGCAUUUGGGGUUUGUGAAAUGCUGGGGAGAUGAAAAAAAACAGAAGAAAAAAAUACACCUAAAAAAUUCUUAAGU
Lytechinus variegatus (green sea urchin) is the source of this 9017-nucleotide messenger RNA. Its product is annotated as disco-interacting protein 2 homolog C-like. The record is from RefSeq and is a predicted model, not a curated record. NCBI's taxonomy places the organism in Eukaryota, Metazoa, Echinodermata, Echinoidea, Temnopleuroida, Toxopneustidae. The coding region runs from base 417 to 4967 and encodes 1516 amino acids. The transcript is spliced from 39 exons.